Molecule: messenger RNA, 5379 nt
Organism: Leptidea sinapis
Lineage: Eukaryota; Metazoa; Arthropoda; Insecta; Lepidoptera; Pieridae
Gene: Mon1
Product: vacuolar fusion protein MON1 homolog A
Exons: 6
Coding region: 2493-4154 (553 amino acids)
Biological process (GO): protein targeting to vacuole; endosome to lysosome transport via multivesicular body sorting pathway
Source: RefSeq, a predicted model, not a curated record
CCCGCAAACUUCACUUUCGAUCGGCCGAUAGUUUGGUUGAGUUCGGCUGUUAAGUGUGCACACUGGCCCAACUAAACAGUUGGUUCUGUGAUGAGUGCGCACACUAGACAACUAUCGGCCGACAGUUUUAGGGACGAUUCGCUAUUAGUUUUAAAUCGGCUAUUGAUGAAUCUGGCCGACUAAACAAUCGGUGGUGUGCGCGCCUAGAAGAGCGCUGUACUGAUUUAACAGUCGACCGAUAGUUUGCUGACGGUUCAGUUUGAAGGCAAUCGUGUAGCCCAUCAAAAUUUUAUGUCGGCCAAUACCGAAUCGUUAUAGUGUGCGCACUCUCAUACAUCUUCAAACUGAUUAACAAACCAACCAAACUAUCGGCCGAUCAAAAGUCUGCAGUUUGCGGGGUCUCUAAGGUUUGACAGUAAAUGAUUGCAGUAUGGGUGUUUACCGCUAGAUGGCGGUAAAAAUGGAAGUAUGAAUCUUAGAAUUUCAAUAACAAAUAAUAUUUGUUAAAUAAACACGCAUGUUUAGGCUAUUGAAAUAAAAUAAAAAAGCAGUUUAAGGUAUACUUGUUCCUCGAAUCACACAAACUAAAAUAUUAGGUUGGCCAUAUGGUACGGAAACUACAUGCGAAACACAAACAACUAUGUAGAUGUAUGAAGAUUUCAAAACCUAGUAUUGUCAGACUAGAGCGUGGUUCUACGACUAGUUAGAUCUACAGUGCUUACCUUGCUAUAAAAUCAACGCACGCCACUGAUUAAAGUGGACCUCCAGCUUUCUCACAGAUGCAUCAUACAGGUAGUUGACGGUUAACAGUCGAACCCGAAGCCCGAGAACGCUUGCGUUCCUCAAGGCUGUGAGCAGCUCAUAUCUCCUGCACUGUUUCUUCUGCAUAUCAAUGAUGUUGCGCACUCCUCAACAUGCAUUGUUAUGCGGAUGACAGCUGUACUGUAGAAGCCGUAUAAAUCCUCGACCAAUGCCAGAAAAAACUAGUGUCUUCUAUCGAGUCCUCUCUUGAUAUGGUCGCGGAAUGGUGUGAAAUGAACCUUGUCCAGUUUAUCCCCAGAAGACUCAAGUAUGCGCGUUUUCUACAAAAAAUAAACCAUUUGUUGUAUCAUCGCUCUUCUCUCUCUCCCUCGAGGGAAGGUGACCCUUCCCUUAAUGCCUCGCCUAGUAUCGGAAUACUGGGUCUCAAAAUCUCGAGCGAUUGCCAAAGUCAAACUGGCAUAAAUAGAGUACGGCAAAACUUCAAGUCGGCUCAUAUUCUAGCCCUUUACAACGCGCAGCUCCAGCCACAUUACAGAGUAUUGCUGUCAUCUCUGGUCUGGCGCACCCAGCACCAGUAUCAGCUCGAAUCAUUUGGCCGCGUGCACCUGCUCAAAUUGCGAUUUUGCUGGCAGCGACGGUGAAUAAACAAUUGUUAAAUUGAGACCAGCCGUAGGUACUAAACGAAAAUCAUAAAACGUAACCUAUCAUGCAUAAUUAGGUACGUUUUGUUAAAAUAAUAUUACUUGCGUUGUAAAAAGAUUGAUACAUUAAGAGCAGUAGCAUACGUGAUAAAGGAUUCUACAACCUUAGAAAUAUUGUGGAAAAAAUUGUCGAUUAUUUGUACCAUUCAUGAGAUGCUAUUCUCGUAACUUCAAUAUCGUUGAAGUUCUAUCUAGUUACGAGAAUACUCAUCGUCGAUUUCCCUAAAUCGGAACGUCGCUUCGAUCUUAUUCUCAUUUUAUUAGGAGAAUAGGCCUAAUGGUGAAAUAAAUAGUACAAUAUUCAGCCAAAUCAUUAGUAGGUUCAAAUUGUCAUUCUCAGAACAAAGACCAAGCUCAAAGAGAAUUUAAACACUACGUUCAGCCAAGCUUGGCCACCAUUUUCUACUGUUUUUUUUUCCGGGUUAAAGCCACGUCCGCGCAUGACACAAAAAGGAUGUAAGUACUACGUAAUAAGAAGCGGGACUGUCUUAGUAAAACUUGAAAUUUAGUUUAGUAUGACGAAGUAUAAUCCGGCCAUGUUUGAAAGCGAACAGUUGCAUAAAACGUAGUGGAUUUCGGGUAUCUCCAUUUCUUACAAGUUUAUAGCCGUCGUCUGUCAAUCAUUGAUAUGACUGCAUGUUUCCAUACCACGGAACAGAAAAAAAUAGUUUUUUCAGUUCUGUGUUUCAUACAAUCGCACAAAUUUUGAUCAAGUAUCUGUCACCUUGAAGUAUUCUUUUGGAUUUCUGGUGCUCAUCCGUCUAUAGGUACAAGAUAGGUACCUAGUACUCUACAAAAUGCAAAAAAAAAUCGCAAAGGUUGUCACAAGCUGUCAUUGUCGUUUGUCACAAAAGUAAAAUAGCUUGAAAUUUGAAAUUGAGUAGGAACAAAUUACAAAAUACAAAUUGACAACAAACUACGAAGUGUGACUAAAAUUUCACCUCCCAUCAAUGCAACUUUUCAUUAAAUUAAUUUAUCAUUAUAAAACAUAAAUGAAAACCAGGCUUGUAAGAACAAAUUAUAUAUAAAAUGGCUUCAACUUCUAAUGAUAUUGUUGCAAAUAGUUCGGAGGACUCGAAAAAUGAGUUAGAACCAGGCGCUAGUUACGAUAGUAUAUUAAAUCCUACAGAUUCUUUUGAGGAGUUUGCUUCUGAUAUACACCCUAGUCUUGAAGAUAGACAAUCAGAACUCACGAAUAAGUCUAGUACAAUAAGUGAAAUACAAAGUGAGAUUGGCGAACCUUCCAAGAAUAUGAAAGAAUCCAAAUCUAGUGACAAUUUACAGAGCAAAGAUGAAGGAAUGUCAUCUUCAGCAAGUAUCUCUAACAUCACAGAAGAAAAUGGGGAUGAAACUGAUGAGAAUGAUGUGGAAGAGUACCUCAAAUCGCCAGAGCUAGUUAACAAGGAAAAACAUGUAUUUAUAUUGAGUACAGCUGGGAAACCUAUCUAUUCAAGGUAUGGCAAUGAGGAUAAAUUAGCUGGACUGUGCGGAGUCAUCCAAGCCUUAGUUAGUGUUGUAGAAGAACAAAAACAUGACAUUCUCCGGUCUAUGUCCUCAGCAGACUGUAAAGUGGUGUUCAUGGUGAAAGGCCCGCUUAUAUUGGUUGCUGUUUCUAAGUCAAAUGAAAGUGAGAAUCAACUUGUAUUACAACUAACUUAUGCCUUCAAUCAAAUCGUCUCAAUCCUAACGUUGACACAACUGAACAGAAUAUUUGAGCAGCGGCGCAAUUACGACCUCCGCAGACUAUUGGCCGGAGCUGAAAGACUUAUAGACAACCUAUUUAUAUUCAUGGAGAAAGAUCCGGCGUUUCUAUUAGGAGCCGUCAGAUGCCUGCCAUUGCCAGAGAAGGUCAGAGAAAAUAUCACAAGUGCUAUUACUUCGACUUGUCAUAAGAUAAGGGAUUUAGUGUUCGCUAUCCUCAUAGCUGGUAACCAGCUGAUAACAUUGGUGAGGAUGAAGAAGUAUACAUUGCACCCAUCGGAUAUUCAUUUGCUGUUCAAUCUGGUGAGGAGUUCAGAGUCGUUUAAGACCGCAGAGAGUUGGACGCCGAUUUGUCUGCCGAAGUUCGAUGCUACGGGUUUCCUUCACGGCCACGUCUCAUACAUAGCUGAGGACUGUCAAGCGUGUCUACUACUCCUCACAGUUCAAAGAGACGCAUUCUAUCCACUAUCACAAGCAAAGCAUACCAUAUCAGAAAAGCUGAGGAGGUCAAACUGUCUGGUAGCCAUCAACGAUGCGUUGAACAGGAACAAGGAUCUUCCUACAACGAAUCCGCUGAAAAAUAUUGGAGUGUUGGAGAUAAGGCAUUUUAUGUACAAAUGCAAAUCAACUGCACAGUUGUUUACAUCAGAUCCUAUAAGUCUGGACCGGUUGCAAGACUAUCGGCUUCAGCACACAGAAGGUGGGGAUGUUGGGAAGAAGGUAGUGAAGAAACUGUCUGAUAUAGACUAUGUAAGGAAUUACAGGAAGUUUUGCAGCCAGAUACAUUGCACGCGAGCGCCGGCCAAGUUGAUAUUUCGGUCUAAUUCACAGGAUACUGUUCUGGCUUGGGUCACAAAUGGCUUUGAACUUUACGUGACGUUCGACGCCUUGAUGGAGAAAGACAGAGCUAUCAGAGCGGUGGACCAGCUUCUGAGGUGGAUUAAGGAGCUGGAGAAACGAAUAUUUAUAAUGAAUGCGCCUACUUUUUAAACUGAGACCGCUUAUGAGCUCAAGCUUACAAAUAAUUUUUGGGCACUUUUUUGCCAGUGAAAAAACUGCACUCAUGUGAAAUCCAAUCGAUGCAGCCUUAGCUACAAGACCUGGGAAUAUUGAAUUAUUCUUAGUGAAAUACUCAUUCGUAAGAAAGCAAUAAUGAAUUGUCUUAGUUUGAAGAUGUCAUGAAUUUGGGAUCUCUUAUAAAAAAAACUAUUUAAAUUAUGUUGAUGGUAUAAUGUGUGACUCCUUAAAAUGCUGUAUUCUCAGGGGCAAAUGAUGUCAUGUUUGGCCCUUUGUCUUUACCUGUAAGCCCGGACUUUUGAAUAACCAUAAUAACCAUUGCUUUUGGAAAAUAUCUCAAUGACAUGUUUAUCCAGCAACAAUUUUUUUUUUGUGAUACCAGUCUUGAGCUAGUCUCUGUAUAAUAAUAUCAGAACAUGAGCUGAAACGGAUAUCUAGCAAAUUUUCAGAUCUAUAUCCGACCUUACGAAAAUAAAUUUACAUCAAUUUAAGAGAUUCUUUUAAGAUUCAGUUUGAUUAUGUAAAUCACUCGUCCAAAUAUUUUUAAAAAUUAGUUACCUACUCAAGAUUUAAAAGUAGUACAUUUUAUGAAUAGACUAAUACAGAUGUGAUGGAUGAGUAACUGUCAAAAUUGCCCACUGUACUUACGUAAUGAGCAAUGGGCCAAAUCUGUGAGCCUUGAUACUUGCCAAAUAUAUUGUACUAGGCCAAACUACUAAGUGGUUUUUCACCAUCUCAUCCCAAUCAAAUUCACAAUAUGAGUUGAACAAAGACAUAUCAAGAUUUAUGAACUUUACGUUACUGGAACGGUUGGCUCAGUGGAAGAGCGCUCGCACGGAACGCGAGAGGUCGCGGUUUCGAUUCCCGCAUCGUUCAUAAAUUUUGUUUUUAAAUUUAUGUAAUCACUUUAAAAAAAUAACAAAUCGUUUAUGUAUACCAUAGUGUUAACUUUAAAGAUUAAUAAAGAAUUACGGAGGACUAUCAUUAGAAAAUCAUUUUUGCUUACAUAAUAUAAUAGCUAAGUAUGUAAUAUAUAGGUGAAAUCAUGUUUAUAUCGAUUAAAUAUGUUAAAGUUAUAUUUAUAUAUACGAAUAAAAAUUGUGAUAUUAUUGAGAAAAUAUGUUGUUUUAUAGUACAAUUGAGUUCUAUUUUUGUGUAGAGAAUGUAAAUUGUAAAUAAAAUGUAAUAUGUUUCAUGA